GACGACGAAAUCUCCAAGAGUGCAUGUGUGUGUGUGUUCAGUGACUAAUUGUCUCCUUGCUCUGAAGGCCAAGUCCAGAACAAUCAUUCACAGCAAAUUAACUUUCUUUAUUCGUCUACAACUGCAGCAGCAAUAGCAGAAGUUUCACAGAUGGGGAGCGGAGCGAGUGCAGAAGACAAGGAAUCAGCCAAAAGGUCAAAACAACUGGAAAAGAAACUGCAGGAAGAUGCGGAGAAGGAGGCCAGGACUGUAAAGCUUUUGCUUCUCGGUGCUGGAGAAUCAGGAAAAAGCACUAUCGUCAAACAAAUGAAAAUCAUUCAUCAGGAUGGUUAUACCAAGGAAGAAUGUUUAGCCUUUAUUUCCAUUAUCAAUGGCAACAUUCUGCAGUCUAUCCUGGCUAUCAUUCGUGCCAUGUCGACCAUUGGAAUCGAUUAUGGGGACUCUGCAAAUGUGGAAGCUGGGAGGCAGCUCUUUAAUCUUGCAGAUUCUGUUGAAGAGGGAACCAUGCCCAAGGAACUGGUGGAUGUUGUAAAGAAGCUGUGGACGGACUCUGGAGUUCAGGCCUGUUUCGAGAGGGCAGCUGAGUAUCAGCUCAAUGACUCGGCCUCGUACUACUUGGAUAAUUUGGAGAGAAUCACUGCCGCUGGCUACGUUCCAAACGAGCAAGAUGUUUUGAGAUCAAGAGUUAAGACCACGGGUAUUAUUGAAGAACAAUUCUCCUGUCAGGACCUGCACUUCAGAAUGUUCGAUGUUGGUGGACAAAGGUCAGAGAGGAAGAAGUGGAUCCACUGUUUUGAAGGAGUUACCUGCAUUAUUUUCUGUGGUGCUCUCAGUGCAUAUGACAUGGUGCUGGUUGAGGAUGAUGAAGUGAACCGAAUGCAUGAGAGUCUCCAUCUCUUCAACAGUAUUUGCAACCACAGAUACUUUGCAGCUACCUCCAUUGUGCUGUUUCUGAAUAAGAAGGAUCUUUUUGAGGAAAAAAUCAAAAAAGUUCAUUUGAGCAUCUGUUUCCCGGAUUAUGACGGUUCCAACACAUAUGAAGAUGCUGGCAAUUACAUCAAGAACCAAUUCCUGGAUCUCAACAUGCGAAAAGAUGUCAAGGAGAUCUAUGCACACAUGACAUGUGCUACCGACACACAAAAUGUCAAGUUUGUAUUUGAUGCUGUGAAAGACAUUAUCAUUAAAGAAAAUCUCAAAGACUGUGGUCUUUUCUGAACAUUUUGGCUUCAGUAUGUAUCAGGCCCUUCCGGCUCUGGCCUUUCCAGCUUUUGCUGGAAGUGUGCUCCAUUUCCAAGGUUGAAUCUACGUGACCAGCUUCUCCAAACCCAUCUUUAAUUGACCUCAUUGCUCUCACCAGCAAGACAUGCAGAAAAAUAGGUGUGGUAUAAUGUGUCAUACAUACAGAAUUGUUUUUCAGGUCUCAAACACUUCAUUAAUAAAAGCAGCACUAAAUCAAGAGGGGUAGUUGACCUAAACCAAUCUUCCAAUAUUUGUGAUUGAGGACAAUCUUGUGAUGUUUUACUUCAAAAAUGCAUCACUUUAUUGUUUAAAAAUUAAAGUUGAAACAUUUUGUCAAACAAUGCAAGUGUGAAACAAGCUUCCAUUUCUAAAACAAAAAUAGUUGAUCUAAUCUAACAGCAGGUAUAAGUAGUUUGGUAUAUUUAUAUUUCAGUUUUAAAUUUUUGUGUAUGAGCUAAUUUCAUUGACAUUACAACCACUAGCUUCAUUCCAGCUGGCAUGGUACACAAUAGCAGGUACAGGCUAGCUGCUGUUGGGCACCCUAGCAUCAUUGUACCUAACACUGCUUUGACACAGAACACUUUAUAUUUUACUGAAUUAAUGAUUUGAUUUGUUUCCUACUUCUGGCACAUUAAAUGUGGAUCAGCAAUGCAUUGGAUGUUCUGCACAUGGCUUGAUAUUUGCCUUCUCCCUCUACAACCUGUCCUAAGUCAAAAACAGUUUCCUUAUUGUCUUUCAGUUGUAAUUUCAAAUCUGAUCUUAAUUCUGAACUUUAUUUUUAAUUCCCAGAA
Rhincodon typus (whale shark) is the source of this 2030-nucleotide messenger RNA. RefSeq names its product guanine nucleotide-binding protein G(t) subunit alpha-2. Gene Ontology annotation, biological process: adenylate cyclase-modulating G protein-coupled receptor signaling pathway; detection of chemical stimulus involved in sensory perception of bitter taste. Gene Ontology annotation, cellular component: photoreceptor outer segment; photoreceptor inner segment; heterotrimeric G-protein complex. Gene Ontology annotation, molecular function: GTPase activity; G protein-coupled receptor binding; GTP binding. The record is from RefSeq and is a predicted model, not a curated record. The transcript has 9 exons. NCBI's taxonomy places the organism in Eukaryota, Metazoa, Chordata, Chondrichthyes, Orectolobiformes, Rhincodontidae. Bases 151 to 1215 code for a protein of 354 amino acids.